This is a messenger RNA of Andrographis paniculata, 1459 nucleotides long. Its product is annotated as CBS domain-containing protein CBSX5-like. Lineage: Eukaryota; Viridiplantae; Streptophyta; Magnoliopsida; Lamiales; Acanthaceae. The record is from RefSeq and is a predicted model, not a curated record. The coding region runs from base 86 to 1261 and encodes 391 amino acids. The transcript is spliced from 2 exons.
UCUCCACCUACCUUUCUUCUCAAUUCGCUCUGCAAAUUCAAUCCCACCAACGAAUUCCAACUCUUUCUGUGGCUUUUGUUCUUGUAUGGCAGCAGCUCACCUGUAUCCGUACGUCGUGGCCGACCUCUGCCUGGGCAAGCCGCCGCUGCCGUCCCUCCCGGCCACCGCCACCGUCGCCGACGCCAUCGCCGCCCUCAAGUCCGUCCAGGAUAACUGCAUCAGUGUCUGGAGCUGCGACCACUCCUCUUCCCGGAGGAACUGCACCUGCGUCGGAAAAUUGUGUAUGGUCGACGUCGUUUGCUUUCUUUGCCAGAAAGAUAAUUUGGAUUCGCCGGCGGUAGCUCUCAAGUCUCCCGUCUCUGUUUUAUUGCCCAAAUCCGAAGGCCUCGUCAGGCACGUCGAACCCUCAACGAGCUUGGUGGAAGCCAUUGAUUUGAUUCUGCAAGGAGCUCAGAAUCUGGUGAUUCCGAUCAAGACAAGUUCCCGGCGAAAGCAUCUCCCGAAAUCGCCGCCGUCGCCGUUGAUUUUCCCGACGACUCACAACGGCCAGGAAUUCUGCUGGCUAACGCCGGAGGACAUCGUCCGUUUCCUCCUCGGCUCCAUCGGACAGUUUUCCCCACUCCCGACGCUCUCCAUCGACGCCCUCGGCAUCAUCACCGACGACUUCGAAGCCGCCGACUACCACUCGCCGGCGUCUUCCGCCGUCGGCGCGAUUUCCCGGUCCCUCGCGCGGCAGACGUCGGUGGCCGUAGUGGACGCCGGCGGGAUGCUGAUCGGCGAAAUCUCCCCCUCCACGCUCGCCUGCUGCGACGAGACGGUCUCCGCUGCGAUCCUGACGCUCUCCACCGGCGACCUGAUGGCUUACAUUGACUGCGGCGGCCCGCCGGAGGAAAUCGUGAGGCUGGUGGAGGAACGGCUGAAGGCGAAGAAGCUGGAGGGGAUGGUGGAGGAGUUCGUAUUGGGUCCGUACAGCAGCAAUUCGGCGUCGUCCGACGAGGAUCUACCGUCGCCGACGACGCCGCUGGCGCGGGCGGGUCGGGUCGGGCGUUCCGGAAGCGGGUAUUCGGCCCGGAUGGUGCGGCGGGCGGAGGCGAUGGUGUGCCAUCGAUGGAGCUCGCUAGUGGCGGUGAUGAUUCAGGCGAUCGCCCACCGCGUGAGCUAUGUGUGGGUCAUUGAAGACGACGACUGUACUCUUCUCGGAAUCGUCACUUUCCCCAAAAUGCUUCAAAUUUUCCGACAGCAUUUGAAGCCAAUCAUCUGACACAUAUACAUACAUAUAUAUAGAGAGAGAGAGAGAGAGUCACAUUAUUUAUGUGAUGAGAGAGAGAGAGGCCCAUUGAGGCCCAUUGGCAUUGUGAAUAGGAGUGAGUGAGGCUGUGCUUUAUUUCUAUUGUUUUUUUUUUUUUUCCGAAAAUGGUCUAUGCUUUUGUUUGCAUAUUUGGAUUGUAAUUUUGAGUGA